Molecule: messenger RNA, 1077 nt
Organism: Huiozyma naganishii CBS 8797
Lineage: Eukaryota; Fungi; Ascomycota; Saccharomycetes; Saccharomycetales; Saccharomycetaceae
Gene: CTM1
Product: cytochrome c lysine N-methyltransferase
Exons: 1
Coding region: 1-1077 (358 amino acids)
Molecular function (GO): protein binding
Source: RefSeq, a predicted model, not a curated record
AUGGUGGUCAAUUGGUGGCGGGAGACGUCCGCGUCACUGGCGGAUCGGGUGACGGUGCGCAGGUCUUCCGGCGCUGCUGGGCUCGGGUUGUUCGCGGAGGGUGAUGGUUGCUCGCGAGGGCCAGAUAAGGUGAUUCUGAGGAUCCCCCGGGGCAGUACUUUUGAUAUUCAUAGUGUCGACGCGAUGAUUGGGACCGAGGCAGAGUAUGUCCACGGGGGUGGGGUGUCCCUUGCCCUGUUCCAGCGGUUCUCAAAGGACUGCUGGUCAAGUUUCAGUGCAGCGGAGCAUUUGCAAGGAUUACUUACUGAGACGGUGAUUCUCACCUUCCAUUUCGUCACUCUGUGCGUGGGCGAGCGGGACGGGUUAGAGAUCCCACUACGGUUGUCUCGGUACCUUAACGAGGUGCUUUUGGCGACAACCGUGGACAACCCGGUGGUACACCCGCUGUGUUUCGCGAAACGGUAUAGGUUCCACUCCCGCUUUCAAGUGUACGACUCGCUAGUGUGCCAACUUUGCCGGUUGUUCUCACGUCCAGCGGGGCCAUUAGAACCUUCAGUCAGACAGAUCGCCGCGGCGGUUAUGUCCAGGUGUCUUGAAAUACCGGAGCAGGACGAGCACGGUGACUACACUCUAAACACGACGUUAGUGCCCCUGCUGGACUACGCGAACCACAGUGCGGAGCCGAACGCCCGGUUCGACGCAGACGCUGCAGAUGUCGUGUUGAAGUUGGACCCGAUGGUAGCUGAACCAACGGAGGUGCUUAUCUCGUACAACGACACCGUAGAAGUGCUCGACUUCGUGCUGACUUACGGGUUUGUGCCGCAGGCGGCAACACACUUCAACUUCACCAUCGAUAGAGACUGGCUGCUACUCAACCACAGGGACAUGUACAGGUUCUGUAAGUGGUUCCACAUAAAUUUGAGCUUCCAAGCGGUGCGGAACACGGAGGGGUGGUGUCUGUCCCCUGCAAAUCUGGUGGCCCUAAACCUCUGGUUCACGCUGGGGAGCAAGCUUGUUUACGAAGAGGUGGGACUGUCCACCAUUGACGAUACGACCUCCGACUUUGUUCACUACUAG